Tricharina praecox is the source of this 2414-nucleotide messenger RNA. RefSeq lists its product as uncharacterized. The record is from RefSeq and is a predicted model, not a curated record. Gene Ontology annotation, molecular function: protein dimerization activity. Bases 266 to 2317 code for a protein of 683 amino acids. The transcript has 2 exons. NCBI's taxonomy places the organism in Eukaryota, Fungi, Ascomycota, Pezizomycetes, Pezizales, Pyronemataceae.
GUUCUGCGCUCACGUCCAUCGUUGGGGCAGUGCCUUCUCACAUUCAUCCGCUUGUGGCCCACACGCGGGCAACCCCAAUCGCAGUAGUUCGCGAACUCCGUCGCCGUCGGACAUUGUCGCCAUCACCACCGCCGCCACCGCCGCUGCUCCAGCCUUCCCCGCGACUCGACCGAAGUCGAGGUUUUAACCGCCGCCCGGACUCCCGGAAACUACCACCCUUCGAUCGCCUGAACCGUCCAGCGUGCGCUCUUUUUGGAAGCCUGCUAUGAACGACAAUGUCUCGCCGAUGUGGCACCAAGCCCACGACUCGGGAAUCGACAACGGAGCCCCCGAUUUGAAUGACGAUUUUUCUACGUUUUUGAAUUUUGGUGACCUGCCGCUGGGCUUGACGUCGCCCUUCGAUGCUGGUGGGAACGAUGGGGGGGAUUCCUUGACGAUGGACACAGACUUUUGUCUGGAUGGGAAUAAUUCGCAUAACUCGACGGGAGGCGGGAAUGGGAUGUCUGGCGUCACGCAGGCCGAACUCAUGGAAAUGCAAUUCCACGAAAUGCAAAAAUCGAUGGCCCAAGCGCAGAUGAUGAGUCGCCAACAUGGCAUGCACCAUCAUCACCACCACCACCAUGGCAUGAUCCCGCCGACGCCGACGAGUAUGGAGAUGCAUGCGGGCCUUCCGCAGGCGACGCUCCACAACAUACAUCCUCAGAUGAUGAUGGACCGCUUCAGUAUGUACAGAGAGGAGCCAAUGAUCUUCACCCCUCUCGUAUCGCCAGCGGUUACCCCUCUCGAGACCGAGUAUUCGCGCCAGAUACCGGAUUUUGUCAUGCCGUUCAGCCCGUUGACAUCUCCCGCGCUCGACGCCCACCAACACCGUACCCACAUGCCAAAUCCCCAUGUGUCACAUAAGGGCAACCAGAUGUCGACGCACGUGGAGUCCGGACAAUCGCCGAUGAUCGGAAAGAAGGGCAGCGGCAAUAAUGGCAGCGGUGGUCGGCGGAGGUCAGUCACCUCCCGUACUCCUGCGAGAGUCGUUCGGGAGUCGCCGAGCAUGAAGCCGCAGAGAAAGCGGCCACCGCCGCCACUGGCUGCAGCGCCGCUGCUCGCCAAUGCUUUGGCGCAACAGGCGCAAACAUCAUAUCCGCCGCCUCUGACGAUACCUCAGAGCGCCAGGAGGACUUCGUCGACGCCCGGUACUUCGCGGCAAAACACUCCGACGCAGCAACCCAUGAGCCGGGGGAGCUCUUCGAACGAAUCGGUUUCGCCGGAGCCUCUUCCUGAGGUCUUGAUGGCACCGCCGCCUCGCCGGACUUCGAGCGCAAAGGAAGAUGGGUUUGGCACGCAGAAAACGUUCAGCGCACCCAUGACGCCGGCCACCCUCAUGCGACUGCCUCCAACAAAUGUACACUCCGAUGAUACCCCACCGAUAUCCAUGGAUACCGCCGAAUACUUGAAUCGGGAAGUGGAAGUCACGGAUGCAUCGAAAGCGAGCAUGCACGGGUCGGAAAAUGGCGACGAGAUGCCAACGCCUACUAUGCGUGCCCCUAGCAGCAGCAGAACACCGUCGUUGACGCCGUCAUUGAGACUUUCGGCCUCGAGUAGCGUGCGGACGUCACGGCACACUUCACCACUGGACCCCGUCAACUCUGGCGCGACCACAAGGAAGGAGCCGGCGCGGAUACGCAAGCGCGGAAGCGUAUCGUCGAGUCCAGCUCUUCAGCCCAAGAUCUCGCAGAUCUCGCCGAGCAUAAAACCACUUUUGCCGCAGGGUAACUAUUACAGCCCCAACCAUGCCGGAUAUGUUGUUGAUGGAUACACAGGCAUGUCCCCAGACGCCUCCGCCUUCCUCCUCGCCUCAAAAAGCAACUACCAGAACAUCGUUGAAGGCAACCACAGCCAUUUGGGGUUGCAAUAUCCCGAGCACCUCUCUACGAAUCUGACCUCGAAGCGAACGUCUCACAAGAUCGCCGAACAAGGAAGACGAAAUAGAAUCAACAAUGCAUUGGCGGAGAUGGCGAGCCUUCUGCCGACACCCAGUGCCAGCCAGGGAGAGUCGGCGCCAGGCAAGGAGCAAACCAGCAAGGCCAGCACGGUCGAGCUGGCGAUCGAGUACAUCCACCAGCUGAAGACGGAGUUGCAGGGCACCAAGAGCCUGUUGAAGGAGGCGGAAAAGAAGUUGGAGCAGUACGGGUGCACCGACAGCAAUACAAGCGCCGCGAAGAAUGAUAUGGAAGGAAUGGAAAAGACGGCAGUGACCAUGAGUCCAGGGAACAACGAGGCUGAGGCAGCGGUGCCGUCGCCGGGUGUUGCGGUUUCCGCUUGAACUGGACAACUUACAUGGGAUGGUCAUGAUGCGACGAUAAUCUAAUGGAUGAUGAGUUCAACCUCUCUUUUGGAUAGGAAAGGAAAGGAGGGAAGGG